This is a messenger RNA of Tarenaya hassleriana, 521 nucleotides long. RefSeq lists its product as uncharacterized. The transcript has a single exon. NCBI's taxonomy places the organism in Eukaryota, Viridiplantae, Streptophyta, Magnoliopsida, Brassicales, Cleomaceae. The record is from RefSeq and is a predicted model, not a curated record. Bases 84 to 383 code for a protein of 99 amino acids.
CCGAAGUGGUGGAGCUGGAAAGGGUAAGAGCAAAAACCCUAAUUAUCAUCUCCGAGAUUUCUGCAGGAACCAAUCGAGCAUCGAUGGGGAUUCUGUCGUGGUUCAGGGGAAGCCCGAAGCCGGCGCAGACCGAAACUUCGAAGCCCGAGAAGCAGCAGCAGCAGACGGCAAAGCCGGAGACUCCGGCUCCGGGGAUGAACGGAGCCAUCGAAGUGCCUCGACCGGAGAGCGUGACGGUGUUCGAGUUCGGCUCCGUAGCGGCCACAGGAGACAGAGUGACUCUCGCCGGGUACUGUCCUGUCUCCGACGAGCUCGAACCAUGCCUGUGGGAGAUUCUCCCGGCGGAGGGAAAGGACGCGCCCCAGUUUCGAGUGGUGUUCUGAGAGUUUCAGAAACCGCACCUUUUGUAAAAUUCUGUGAACUCUGUUUUUCAUUCGUGAAGAUUAGAUGGGUAAAUUUGUACUCCUGGGCAGAGACAAAAUUUGUUGAGAGUACGUUGAAUAUGGCGGUUUCUUGAAUGA